Messenger RNA from Xylaria bambusicola, 1337 nucleotides. RefSeq lists its product as uncharacterized. Lineage: Eukaryota; Fungi; Ascomycota; Sordariomycetes; Xylariales; Xylariaceae. Bases 219 to 980 code for a protein of 253 amino acids. The transcript has 2 exons. The record is from RefSeq and is a predicted model, not a curated record. Gene Ontology annotation, molecular function: protein binding.
GUGACUAUUCAUUACAAUCAUACCCCGUCUAUUAGGUACGCCCAGCGUCCCUGACUGCUUGACCACAUCAGCCAACAGCUUACCUACGGUAAGGCAGAUCACCAAGCGGCUUAGUUCCACUCCCCACAAGUGAACAGGUUACGAGCUUGGCUUGCAAGUGCCAGUGUCGUAUUUCCAUCGCAAAGAGCUCUUGUAGCUAGUGUAUUGCUUUGCCCAACAUGACUUCAAGCAGUGACGCCGUGCUGCAGACGACAGAACUGCUCCAAGAGAUUCUACUUCAACUUGAUAUGCGUACCCUGCUCACUGCUGCACAGCUUGUGAAUCGCCAAUGGCACGACGUGAUCACCACCUCACCAGCACUACAACAGGCUCUAUAUUUCGCACCUGUUGUCUCUUCUGCAUACCCUGCAACGCAGAACCCGCUCCUAUCCGAGCUCUUCCCAUAUUGGUUUCAAGAAGGAACGGGGGGCGACAAUCCACACGCUCUGAAGGAGGUCAAGGAGAUUAGCCGACUUGACUUCGGUUGUCUGCCUAUGGCCCAGGAGUCGCGAAGACACGCCUUUAUGUACCCGAAUGCCACAUGGAGACACAUGCUAGUGCGGCAGCCGCCAGUCUUGACCCUCGGUCGUUGGACCACGUCUCAUUCUAGUUGGGGCAACAAUCAUAGGAUUCAUAUUGAUGAGAUACCAGGCGGUUUGCGAAUGGAUCGUUUGUAUGAUAUCGCCCAGCGCUGGUUACGUCGGACUGUAUCAAACUUUGUCGUCUUCCGGGGGCCAAACGCCGUCACCGCGUACGCAAGAACCCUGUAUGGCAGUCUGCUAGACCCAAUUGAGAAAGGUCAACUCCAAGCUCUCUCAAGGCGAGUUGAUCUGAUUGUCCUUCGCCACAUGGUAGUGCAAUGCUCUAUGGAAUCGGGCUAUCCAGAGUAUGAUGAAGCCUUCGCUUUUCCUGGUUCGCAAGAGCAACAAGAUGAUCUGUAACACCCGAAGCAGGCUUCAUGGGAAGGCUUGACUGGGGAACGUGCAACUACAUAAUAGAUUCUUUCUUAAUCCCUCUUGGGAAGUCCCGUGUACGAUAUAAUGCGUUCCUAAGACUCGAAAUCCAUAUUGGAAAUCAUAAUCAUGGAGUGGUCGUAUUAGAUUCCAAUGAGUCCCUGAAAUGAAGGGGUCUAUAACUCUCGUUCUCUACUUCUAUAUAAGAAGUUGCGACUAGUAGAAAUGAGUAUUAUUAAUCAAAGACUUGCAACAGAACCCGGACUUGAAGCUAUUCGCGAUAAUCAAGUUGUUAGGAUAGAUGUUCCAGGAACAUAGCUAUGCCUGUAGUCUGUUACGGAACUG